UGGCCAACUUUAGGCUGGUGGCAGAUGUGGCUAUUCCGGGGAGAUUCUCCUCUUCUUUGGGUGAUUAAUCUCCCCAAAAUGCCUUUCCGCCGGCAAGAAUGUGGAUCGCCGGUCCUCGGAUCACUUUAUUUUCUGGAUGGCUUUCGUUCCACCCUUAGAAGCCCCUGAUAAUAAGCAGCUCAAAGGCUGUUUGUUUGUUUAUAGGAAGAUAGGGAGCCCUGUUUAUAAAGUAAGGAAGAGGUGAGUUCAGGGAACAUAGCCCGACUUUCAAAUUAUUGCUUUCUAAUGGCAUAAAAUAUUUUACAUAAAAAAAUAGGCAGAAUGUCAUUUCAACAAGUUGUAUUUGAUGUGCUCAUUUUUUAUGUGUAUACUGUCCAUUUAUUUGUAUCAACAUGUCUUCUGUAGAGGCUGAGUAUUUUUGUGAUUUUUUUAAUUUUUUUUCUGUUUUUUUUCCCCAUUGAUGUUAAUAAUAUUUAAGCAUUUCCUGUUGUAUACUUGGCACAGCAGAGUUUGGCAUUUUUACCAGAAAUCUAGGUAUCUGUUAAACAUACAGUAGUUUUUUUCAGUGAGAAGCUGCUCUGCAUAUGGAACACUGUGGCCCCUGUAAGUUAAUUAUACUUUAUUAUACAGAGAAAGCCACUUCCUCCCAGUGCAGCUCUCCAAGCCCCUCUGCCAUGUGGUAUUAGUUAUGUUGCUGAUUUCAUCAUGAAAGCACAAUUUCCCAGAAAGUUAAGGCAGCCAUACACAAGGUUGCAUAUGUGUCACUUGCCCGGCCCACUGGUUGAGCAGUCAGUCCAUCAAAUAACUGGUUUCCAUAGGCCUGGAGUAUGAUUCAGCCUUUAGCAAUUUGGCGAUCCUGGUCAACGAGUGAAUUGGCCCAGCGCAUGGGUGGUGAAAUCAGGAUAUGCUUAAGAUUUUUAUUGUAUGUAUGGACAGCUUUACUGUCUGACUAAACACAUUGCUAUACAAUUAUUUCCCACUGAUGAGUUGGUAAUCAUUGGGGAAUCACUUAUGCACAAGAUUCACUUGUUUUGCGAGACCAAAGGAAUGGAACUUUGCUAAUUUUGACCAUUUACAUGCAGGGCCAAUAAGGCCACUCAGGCCAACCGUCUGGACAUUACAGAGGCCUUAGUGGUCCUCACACAAUGUGAUUUUCAAACCUGUCCUAUUUUCGCCUGAUAUCUGUCAGGGAGGCAAUCUGAAAGGGCCCAUACACAGGCAGAGAAGCUCACAACUUGGUCUGAAGGAGCCAAAUCGACAUCCUAAAUAUGAGUGUAUACUUUUAUCGUGUAUGUCACAUAUCAAACUAAGGAUAUUUAAGAGGAGAAUUCUCUCUGCGUGACCAUUUGCAGUUGAAAGUGUCGUGUUUAAACACCAAGAGAUGAGUGGAUCACAUACUGCUAUAGCCCCUUUAGCACCUUGUAUGGAGGGUCUUCCACCAUUGCCAAAAAGCCUUAGUGGACUCCUUAAUUCUAGUGGAGGAUCUGGCUGGCGGGACCUGGAAAGAGUCUAUGCUCAGAAGUCCCGCAUCCAGGAUGACUUAAGCCGAGGUGGCACAAGUGGUAGUGUCCAAUCCCUUCCUAAACCUCCAAAUCUGGAUGCAGCUCUAGCUCUCCUCAGGAAAGAGAUGGUUGGACUUCGGCAACUGGAUAUGUCUCUCCUAUGUCAGUUGUAUUCCCUGUAUGAAUCAAUCCAGGAAUACAAAGGUGCUUGUCAGGCUGCAUCCAGUGCCGACUGUACCUAUGCAAUGGAGAAUGGGUUUUUUGAUGAGGAAGAGGAGUAUUUUCAAGAAACUGGAUCCCUUCACAAGAUUGGGAGGGAAAACUCUGAAGGGAUUGUGUCGUCCAUAUCCAACGAGGACUGGAUGCUAGAAAAUAUUUAACUUUUCAAGUGCACUGAUGGAUGGAGCCAAGAAAUGUUGUUGUCGCGUUGAAACCGUUUACUUGCCUUGCUUUCCAGGCAGCUUUAUAGGAACGGGACAUCUGCAGGCUUGUUUUUGGAGAGGCCACUGGACCUGUUAGCAUUGCUACAACCUACUUAGAAGAAACUUUCUAAUCAAGUGCCUUUUAACAUCCAAGAAAGCACUUACUUGUUUUAAUUGUGGGAAAAUUAAUUUGAGAACUCCUCAUUUCAUGUUUCUAAAAAUGUCUAUCAUUGUUGUGUUAAGGAUCAAAUUUGUCUGAUCUUCCUUUCUCCAGAACUUUUAUAAGUUGCAGCCAUAAAGCACCUCUCAGAGCUUACAAGGUUACAUUACAGGUAGUUUAACUACAUUUCCUAUGCAUAAAAUCUACUUAUGUGCAAAGAAAAAGAGGAAAGACGAUUGGCUCAUUCUAUUGCUACUAAAAGUGGCCAUAGACGUAACAAUUACGAUCUUUCUUGGAAAAGAUCUUUACAAGAAAGAUCGUUUGUUUCAAUACACACAAGUAGAGCUGAAUCAUCAGAUAUACAGGUAGAAACAAUAGAAUUCUAACAUCAGCACUAACAAUGGCUGAUGUUUGGGUGCCUUCAAAGGCAAAGGCCUCCAAGUCUUUUGUCAAUAUCAGUCGGCUCUUCUCCCACCAUAAAUUGAAGGCACCCAAUCAAAAAUUUCCAUCCAGCCUGAUCAACAAGCUAACGGAUAUACAAAUCUUCUGCUGAUAUCGGUUGGCUCUUUUCCCACCAUACACGCACCGAAUAUCGUAUGAAGAUUUGUUUCGUAUGAUAUUUAUGGCCACUUUUAGGGGAAUAUUUAUCAAAUGGUGAAACAGAGCUCGAACAGGGGCCGACUGUGUGAUAAAUUUGCUGCUUUGUCUCCUCCUUCCUGACUUUUUUUCAAUACACACUUUACGUGCAGCUUUACAUUAUGGUACAAAUGUUUAAUAUGUAUAAGCGUUCUGUCAUAUUUACAGGUAUUUCAAUAUGAUUUUUCCAUGUAUGAUAAUGUGGUUUCUGUAGUUCUGUUACAGUAUAUACUGUUUAUAUCCCCCUUUUUAACAUGAGUUCAGUGAAUAGGGCUUGUGCUGAAUGUACUUUUUGCCUGUCAACACUAGGAAAUAUUUUUUUAUAUAUAUAUUUCUUGAUCUGAUUACUGAGGAGUCUCUGUAUAAGGAAUCCCCAACAUUAUUUUUAUCUGUGAGCAACAACCAAAAAAAAACAAAACUGCUCACCAACCCCUUUGUUGUUGCUCCCAGUGGCCUCAAAGCAGGAGCUUAUAUUUGAAUUCCAGGCUUGGAGGCAAGUUUUGGUUGAAUAAUAAGUAGGUGCGCUGCUCCUGUAGGCUGCCAGUCCAAAUAGGGGCUACCAAAUAGGCAGUGACAGCCCAUAUCAGGCCACCCAGGAUUUUUUUCAUGUUUGUGUUGCUCCCCCAACUCUUUAUUUUUUAUUUUAUUUUUUACGAAUGAUUGUGGCUCAUGGGUAAAAAAGGUUGGGGAUCCCUGAUCUAACUGUAGCCCUACAUGAACUGCUAGCUUGCAGAAAGAUCUGUUUGAAGUAACACCUGUGUCUGUAUGCCUCUAAAACUUACCUUCAAGCCAGGAAUUUAAAAUGAGCACUUACUUUGAAGCCACUGUAAGCAACAUCAAUGGGGAUGGAUGAGCAACAUGUUGUUCACAAGCCACUGGUUGGGCAUCAUUGCGCUAUAUAAUAAGCUGCUCCUUCUCACAAAGCCUAACAAAAGCUCCAGCUGGGGGAAGGGAUGGCUUUGAUUAUACAGAGGACUGCUUAUUUGCUUUGAUUGUGCUCCUAUUAACCAAAAGAAAAAUGCGACUUUACUUUUAUUUUCAGAUUUUGCUCAGUUUACAUGCAAACCCUAUUCACGGAGUACAUGUUGAAAAAAGGGGGUAUACUGCCCUUUAAACACCUACAAAUAUACAUUUUGUAUGGUAGACAAGAGGAUGUUUUCAUUAUCCUGCUUAUUUGAAAGAGUAUGAAGUAAUAGCUGAUUUUACAGAUUCAGACAUACUGUACUUGAUCAUGUCACAUGUAAUUGCCUAUAGGAAGCAGGUAAUGGUCUUGGCCAAUCUUUAAAAAAAAAAAGAACAGGGUAAUGAUAUCAGCACAAACCUGCUGAAAAUUACCCCAAUUACCUGCAACAUUCUGUUUGCUAAGGGGAGUAUUCUAUCCCACCAUCUUGUUUGUGACAGCUCUUUCCUACAUAGAAAUACUCUCUAAUGCUAUCUACCACUGCAAGGCGCAGGCCAGUGUUUGAUGCAUUCGGUCUACAGAGCUUGAAUAUUACAGAAAUUAUUGAUAUGCCCUUAAAUUACAAUGGCCUAAAAUAUUGUACAUACCAAUCAUCAGCGCCCAUUUGCUAUUUCACGUGGUUCAUAUCUGGGACCCUUUAGUAACAUGGUAAAAUGUAAUUAGCCCCCCAGAGGACUAGCUCCUGCCUUAUACAAAGUAAACUGUAACACCAAAACAAAUAGGACAUACAGUAUAUAUUUGUACCAAUACCCUGCUAAUGUAGACAUUGGGAACUUGCUUUGAAAACUCUAAUACCAUUUAGGGUAAGGACACACGGGUAGAUUCGCCCCGGCGACAAAUCGCCUCUUCGGGGUGACAAUCUCCCCGAACUGCCUUCCCGCUGGCUAUAACAAAAAAUCGUCAGCAGGAUGGCACUCGCCGCACUUCAUUUUACGAAGUCGCCUCGCGAGGAAGUAGCGACUUCAGAAAAUGAAGCGAUGCGAGUGCCAUUCUGCUGGUGAUUUUUCGUUCUAGCUGGUGGGUAUGUAGGGGAAGGCAGUUCGGGGAAUGUGCCGUGUGUCCUUACCCUAAGGGCCCACACUGCUUCUUCGUUUUCCUGAGGAAACAUCAGGCAACUUCAGAAAGCUAAAGUGUUCCAACUGCCAUCUCGCCGCCAAUUUACAUUUUAGCCGGCGGGCAGGCAGUUCGGGUAGAUUAGUUGCCCAAAGAAGAAGCGUUUUGUCGCUGGGCGAAUAAUCUUCCGAAAUAGCAGCAUGUGCCCUGGCCCCUAUACAUAUUUGUAGCAGCUGAACGCAGCUAUCUCUGGGUUGCUUUGUCCCAAAAAGUUGCACAACAAGAAACAUUCUAAGCAACUUUUUAACUAGUCUUUAAAAAAAAAAACUUGAAUUGUCUUGCAAUACUACUGUCUGCAUCCUAUUAAAAGUUGCAGGGGUAGUUCACCCUAAAAUAACAUUUAUUUGACUUGCAAAUGCAUUCAGUAUGAAGCCUGGAAAGACACUAGAGCAUAUCAUGCUAAUGGUUCAGGGCUGUUGUUCAAUUACAUCCUAAUCCUUAUACUAGACCAUAUUCUGGCCUAGAAAUUGUCCGAUUACAUCUUAUUUUACAUAAAUUACAAGAGAUCUCUUUUUGAGAUAGGGAAAGGAACUGUUGAAUAUUAGCAGCCAGUUUUGCCCCUUAGUUUAUACUGAAAUGUUUGUCCUCCAUCCUGCAUCGAUAGAGGCAUCUAGUAGAACUAUUUGGAAGGAUUAUAGCUCCUUGCUGAGCUGUGUGGAUCGAUUUUAAUACUCUGACCACAAAAUAUUAGCCAUAUCUGAGUGUAUAUGUGUACCGUAGUUUAUUUUGUGUAACCUUGCUUAUAUUUUGAAAUAUGUUUAACAUCUGCCAGUAUUUUAUUUUAUAACGGUUUGACACUUUACAGGAAAUCCAUAUGCUGUUUACUUUUUUGUUUUUUUAAUGAACUUUUCUUUGAACAUUUUCCUGUGCUAGCACAGAGCACUCCAACUCCACAAACAUCAUUCAGUUUUUACCUAGAAUUGUAAGUUGCACUUGUGCAUUAUCUGCUGGUUGGAAUCUGCAUUGCCAGGCAGAAUUUUAAAGGGGAAAUUAACAUACUCCCAAGCUGUAUAGAAGACCUAAUUAAUUUCACAAACAGUUUUCAUGACCUUUUUGGUUAUAGUUCAAGAUUAUUUCUUCUUCAAUAUUUGUUCCUGCUGCAAUCAACUCAACCAUGCUGUGCAUAUCACCGCAAAUUGCUGGAAUUUCACAGCAUCAAUGUGUUGUUAGUAGUCCGAGAAAUAUCUUAGGCCAAGGACAGAUGGAGCAAUGGUUCGACUGCUCUCAGCCUGUGUUUCUUUUUCAGGCUAAGAGAAGUGGAUCCACUCUGUGCCCCAUCACCAUUGAUUUUAACAAGAUCCACUUGUGUUCAGUCACAUGCAGUGGAGUUUGGCCUAACAAAAGCAAACCAGCCUCCUCUUGGCUGCGUGUGACUGGACGGAGGUGGAUCUUAUUGAAAACAAUGAAGAUGGAGAAGAUGCGCUUCUCUCUCAGCCUGAAAAAAAAUACGCAGGCCAAGAGCAGCGUAGCUACAUUUGGCCUUCGAGAUUUAAUAAUUUGUGAAACAUCCAAUAGAGUUUAGUAGAUCUUUUUAUAAUAGCAAAGAUUCUCAUUGAAUACAUAUAAUCAAAGUCAAACUUUUUAUUUUGUUCAUUAUGUUUAUAUUUAUUAAGAAGCCAUCAUACAUUGUCACCAAUAAAAUAGAGAAAUAGAAAGUAAAA
Messenger RNA from Xenopus laevis (African clawed frog), 6455 nucleotides. RefSeq names its product family with sequence similarity 89 member A S homeolog (gene fam89a.S). The transcript is spliced from 3 exons. The record is from RefSeq and is a predicted model, not a curated record. Bases 1382 to 1882 code for a protein of 166 amino acids. NCBI's taxonomy places the organism in Eukaryota, Metazoa, Chordata, Amphibia, Anura, Pipidae.